This is a messenger RNA of Aspergillus niger, 837 nucleotides long. RefSeq lists its product as hypothetical. The record is from RefSeq and is a predicted model, not a curated record. The transcript has 5 exons. Lineage: Eukaryota; Fungi; Ascomycota; Eurotiomycetes; Eurotiales; Aspergillaceae. Bases 1 to 837 code for a protein of 278 amino acids.
AUGGCGCCAAUGACGCUUACCAGUCAGGCCUCCUCCCUUGCGGGAUGUGCUGAACGGCUGACCCCUUGGCGCAUACGUCUUCUGCCCAUGGGCGCAUCCUGGACCAUGUCUUCAACCGCUGAAUUGCUCUGGAAGAUACGACCGAUGGCAGCCAGACCCACCAAGAGAGUGAGCGGCAAUAUGGUGAUAGUGCACAGAGAUGGCUCGCCAGAAGCGGCACACGAAGCCAGGCACACUGUGCUCGCCAAAACUGCCGAGAAGCUCAUGAUGAGGGCUGUGCUAGUGGAAAUUGGGAAGGGAAAGGAUGAGGCUAGAUUUAUAAUGAACUUCUUUGCAGAUGAUGUGAUGGACAUUACGGCUAUUUUAUCCUCUCUAUCGACCAUGUUGGACACCCACGAGGCACCGCCUGCAUUGAAUCCUGCAGGGCUGGAAAGGCGGAAGAUGGCAAGAUGCAUAGAGGAAGCAUACUCGCUCAGCUGGCUACCCAACCACCGUGGAGGACUGUUCCAGCCAGGAUAUGGACAUAAUCAAGUUAAUUAUAGACAGUUUCCGGUCAGUUGGGAUGAGGAUGGGCACUUAUGCGCGCCUGGCGGAGUUUGUAGAGCAUGGACCCCAUUCGGACAUUUAGAGAAUGCUUUGGUCAUUUCAGUCAAUGCACAGGCUCAUAAUCAGGGUUUGGAAUACGGAGUGGUGGGGAAAUUGUAUCUGGGGAUGAUGGUGACGUUCAUUGGUGGCUUAACGUGUGAUUAUAUUCAGAUUAGGCUCAGAAUAAUUCUCACGACGCUCAAUCUGGAAGUACCUGGUGUCCUCGGUGUGAAGAGAGAAAGGGUAGUAUGA